Messenger RNA from Loa loa (African eye worm), 756 nucleotides. RefSeq lists its product as hypothetical. The transcript is spliced from 5 exons. Bases 1 to 756 code for a protein of 251 amino acids. The record is from RefSeq and is a predicted model, not a curated record. Lineage: Eukaryota; Metazoa; Nematoda; Chromadorea; Rhabditida; Onchocercidae.
AUGUUUGGAAAAUUACUUAUCGAGCCAUAUCGAGAAGAGCGAAGAAUUCGUCUUGGCCGUACAAAAUUUGCUGAUAUUUUCUUCUACAGUGGCGUCUACGAUUAUCAUGGACUAAGAAUUUUUAUUAAUUUUCCUAUUGGCUUUCUGAUCGCUUUUUUGCUCUACAAAUUUGCCUGGCAUCAAAUUAAUUUUGCUGAUUUUGAUAAAAUUGCGGAACAAAUCUUGAAAUGGUCACUUAUUCUUGCUUGUGCAAUAGCAUUUGCAAUUAGUCCGUUAUUUCGAUGUGCAAUUGUAUGUGUCCUUUUUGGCGCAUUGGGUAAAAAUGGUCAAAAUCUAUUGACCGUUAUAGUUCUGAAUAGUUUGAGCACUGGUCCGAUAGAAAAUAUCGUACGAAAUUUUCAAGUUAGUGCAAAUACGAUUACAUGUCAUAUCAAGCAAAAAGAGGAUAUGAUGACACAACGUAUUGUUAUGGCCACUGGCCCAGUUGAAAAUUUUAUGGCCAAGCAGUUUGGUAAAUCAACUUCAAAAGGACGAAAAGUGAUAGCAAUGUUAAAAUCAUUGGUAGAACCAAUUGAGUAUGAUUUCACCUUAAGUGAUGAAGAUAAAGCUUUGGCAGCAACAAUUGAUGCUGCUGAGGUUCUACAGAGACGUGAUACGAUGCUGAAUAAGGAACCGGACGAUGUAAAAAGCGAUACAGAAAAUAAAAUGCAGAAAUCCGCUGCACCAGCCUGGAAUAAAAUGAAGUCAAAAGUAUAA